AUGUCGCAAGUAUACCGAGACCCGAUCCAGAGCGAGCAUUCGCAGAAGGGAGACCAGGGUCCCGGUGCCGCGGAGAAGCAGUACGCCGAGCAAGCACCCGAUCAGUACGACAAUCCGUUUGGCAAUGAGGACUACGCCGAAGUCAGGUAUCGGACGCUAUACUGGUGGCAAUGUGGCAUGAUCAUGAUUGCAGAAACCAUCUCGCUCGGAAUCUUGUCGCUCCCCUCCGCCGUCGCGACCCUCGGACUUGCGCCGGCCGUGGUGUUGAUUGUGGGGCUUGGAAUCCUCGCCACCUAUACGGGAUAUACUCUGGGCCAAUUCAAGCUCCGCUAUCCUCAUGUACAUUCGAUGGGAGAUGCGGGUGAGGUAUUGUUUGGGAGAUUCGGGUUGCCACGCUUCGGGCGCGAGUUUCUCGGAACCGCCCAGCUGCUCUUUCUUAUCUUCAUUAUGGGCAGCCAUAUUCUCACAUUUACGGUCAUGAUGAAUACGCUCACCAACCAUGCCACCUGCUCCAUUGUCUUCGGGGUUGUUGGGCUGGUCAUUUCAUUCAUUUUUGCAGUUCCGAGAACCCUGCGCAAGGUCUCAUGGUUCUCCUUCGCAUCGUUUGCAAGUAUCAUCGCUGCCGUCCUCAUCACGAUGAUCGCAAUUGCUAUCCAGCGUCCCGGGGACGGCAAGAUUGAUGUAACGACCAAAAUCGACGUGGCUACGGGGUUCCUCGCCGUGACAAAUAUUGUCUUUGCCUACGCCGGCCAUGUCGCCUUCUUCGGGUUCAUCUCGGAGAUGCAGAUCCCGACCGACUACCCCAAAACAUUGUACAUGCUACAAGCCACCGAUACGGUCAUGUACACGGUGGCGGCCGUCGUCAUCUACUACUAUGGCGGAAAAGAUGUCAAGUCUCCCGCGCUCAGUUCCACCAGCCCGAUCACGGCAAAACUAGCCUAUGGCAUUGCGAUUCCGACGAUCGUCAUUGCGGGCGUGAUCAACGGACACGUCGCCGCCAAGUACCUGUACGUCCGCGUCUUCCGGGGUACGGACCACAUGCACAGGCGCAGCCUGCUGUCGAUCGGGUCCUGGGUGGGGAUCAGCUUGGUGCUGUGGAUCAUUGCCUGGAUCAUCGCGGAGGCAAUUCCCGUCUUCAACAAUCUGCUCAGUCUGAUCACUGCGCUUUUCGCUAGUUGGUUUACAUAUGGCCUGAGUGGUAUCUUCUGGCUCUUCCUCAAUUGGGGAAGAUACGUCGAGAACUGGAGAAAGGCCUUGUUGACCAGUUUGAAUGUCGUGAUCGUCAUCAUCGGAGGAUGCCUAUGUGGCAUGGGGCUAUGGGUUUCUGGAAAGGCCAUCCAUGACGAUUCGAGCAGCGCUAGCUUUUCAUGCGCGGCGUCAAGUGGAUGA
This is a messenger RNA of Penicillium argentinense, 1389 nucleotides long. RefSeq lists its product as uncharacterized. The transcript is spliced from 11 exons. The record is from RefSeq and is a predicted model, not a curated record. The coding region runs from base 1 to 1389 and encodes 462 amino acids. NCBI's taxonomy places the organism in Eukaryota, Fungi, Ascomycota, Eurotiomycetes, Eurotiales, Aspergillaceae. Gene Ontology annotation, molecular function: amino acid transmembrane transporter activity. Gene Ontology annotation, cellular component: vacuolar membrane. Gene Ontology annotation, biological process: amino acid transmembrane transport.